This is a messenger RNA of Colletotrichum phormii, 981 nucleotides long. RefSeq lists its product as uncharacterized. The transcript has 3 exons. Lineage: Eukaryota; Fungi; Ascomycota; Sordariomycetes; Glomerellales; Glomerellaceae. The record is from RefSeq and is a predicted model, not a curated record. Bases 1 to 981 code for a protein of 326 amino acids.
AUGAGCUUUCGCUUCGACCCAGCCGCUGUGCACGCUCACAAUCAUGAGGACUUCUUGGCCGACUUGACUGGAGGAAACAUGGCAGUCGGAAGAUGGAGGCACACGCCAGACGCCUCAUCGUUCGACGACGAUGCGGCUUUUGAAACCGUUCGCGGGGCCAUUAUGUCGGAGACCAACGACCCGCAGAGGCUACACAAAGUCGCGGUUGAGAUUACGGGCCUACUGCCGGCACAUCGGCCUUCUGACGAUGUCCUCAAGUCAGUGUGGAAGUUGUUUGUGGGGUUGGCGCAGCAGACGCCUUCGGGGAACAUUGCGAUGCUGGAUCUGGUGGUGAUCCUCGACCAUUUAGCUCUAUCGCCUAGAACAACGGCUACGGUAAUGGUGAAUGGCUUCGAGCAAUUAAGUCGUCUUCACGGUCUUGACCAAGUCAUCAGAGACUCCAUGACCUCACCGUACCAAUCCACAAACAGGAUAGAAACCCUCACCCGCUGGGUGAACCUCAACGCCUUCGCCUCCCUCCUCUGGUCCUACAACCUCAUCGACGGCCGAGACCACGCCAUCCAGCAGCUCCGCACCGCCUUCGAGGACCGCCGCUCGUCAGACGCAAGCGACCGCGACGGUGCCGACGCGCGGCUUAUGGCUGCUGCGCAGUGGGCUGUUCACUCGUGUCAGAGACUGUAUCAUCUCUCCGUGACGUCUGAGGCGACGUCGCCGUCGGAAGGUCAACAACAGGCGACGAGUGAGGGAACGGGCGAACCCAAUGGAAAGAAGGCGAGGAAGAGUAGCAGUAGCGAUGAGAGAUGGAAGUGCGGACCGCGGUUCAAGGGCCGCGCGGGGUUCUCAUUCAGGAGAUGGGAGUUUUGGCAGCAGGCUUUUGAGGAGGCCAAGGAGUUUGGGGAUUGUGGGAUUGAGGCGAAGGUCGAGGCUGGGGCGGCGGCCGGGAUGAUGGAGAAGGUUUUGUAUGCUGGGUUUGAGAACUAG